AUGGGCAAGGUCAAGGAGGCAAAGUCCAGCAAGGUCAAGGCCGAGAAGCCUUCGGCCGUCAAGGCUGCCGCUGUCACCAAGUCCACAUCAACCCCCAAGGCCAAGUCCAAGGCCGCAGCUCAAGAGAUUGCCAAGAAGGCCACUUCUAAGAAGUCCAAGAAGCAGGAGUCCUCUUCUGAGUCCUCCAGCUCCGAGUCUGAGGCCGAGUCCGACGACUCUGCUUCCUCAUCUGACUCUGACUCCUCUGAGUCCGAGUCCGAGGAUGAAAAGCCCGCUCCCAAGGUGAACGGCAAGGUCAACGGAAAGGUCAACGGCAAGGCCAAGGCUGCAGAGUCUUCGGACUCUUCCGACUCAUCUGAGGACGACAGCGACGACAGCGACAAGAAGACGCCUGCCAAGGCCAAGGCCGCUUCCCCCGCUGCUAAGAAGGCUGCUGCUGCUGAGGAGUCUUCCGACUCUGACUCUUCCGACUCGUCUGACGACGACGAGGAGAGCGAUGAGAAGCCUCCUGCUGCCAAGAAGGCCGAUAGCUCUGAUGACGACAGCGACUCCUCCGACUCUGAUGACAGCGACAGCGACAGCGACAAGAAGGCGGCUAAGCCUGCCGCCGCAAAGGCAGCCAAGAAGGCUGAGGACUCUGACUCUGACGACUCCGACGACUCCUCCGAUUCCUCCGAUUCCUCCGAUUCCGACAGCGAGGAGGCUGAGGAAACCGAGGCACCCUUUGCUGCUAAGAAGCGCAAGGCUGAGGAGGCUGCUGAGAGCGCAGCUAAGAAGAGCAAGACCGAGGAUGCCCCCGCGGAGGGCUCCACCCUGUUCGUUGGCAACCUCAGCUGGAAGGUCGACGACGACCUCCUCUACAACGAGUUCCAGAACUGCAAGGGUAUCACAAACGCCCGUAUCAUCACCAGCCGGGAAGAUGGUCGCCCUCGUGGCUUCGGCUACGUCGACUUCGACACUCCUGAGAAUGCCAAGGCUGCUCUGGAGGAGAAGCACGGUGCCUACCUCGACGGUCGUGACAUGCGUCUGGACAUCUCCAGCGGCAAGCCCAAGAAUGACCCCGCUGCCCGCGCCGGCGACCGCGCCAAGAAGUUCAACGAUGAGAUGAGCCCCGAGAGCGACACACUCUUCGUUGGUAACCUGUCCUUUAACGUUGACGAGGAGACCGUCUCUGCCUUCUUCGGCGACAUUGGCGAGAUCAAGAGCCUUCGUCUGCCUACUGAGCAGGAGACCGGACGCUUCAAGGGCUUCGGUUACGUCACCUUCCACUCCGUUGAGGACGCCAAGAAGGCCGUCGAGCAGCUCCAGGGUGCGGACCUUGAGGGCCGUGGUGUCCGCCUGGACUAUGCCAGCGGCCGACCGGACAACGGCGGAGGUCGCGGUGGCGGCCGUGGUGGCUUCGGCGGCCGUGGAGGUGGCCGUGGAGGCCGCGGUGGUUUCGGUGACCGUGGCGGACGCGGCGGACGAGGCGGUGGUCGUGGUGGAUUCGGUGACCGCGGUGGCCGCGGUGGUGGUCGCGGAGGCACCGCAUUCCAAGGCAAGAAGAUCACAUUCUAG
Diaporthe batatas is the source of this 1557-nucleotide messenger RNA. RefSeq lists its product as uncharacterized. Gene Ontology annotation, molecular function: RNA binding. The coding region runs from base 1 to 1557 and encodes 518 amino acids. Lineage: Eukaryota; Fungi; Ascomycota; Sordariomycetes; Diaporthales; Diaporthaceae. The record is from RefSeq and is a predicted model, not a curated record. The transcript is spliced from 4 exons.